Molecule: messenger RNA, 5018 nt
Organism: Salmo salar (Atlantic salmon)
Lineage: Eukaryota; Metazoa; Chordata; Actinopteri; Salmoniformes; Salmonidae
Source: RefSeq, a predicted model, not a curated record
UUUGCGCGCACACUGAAAACUGCCUAGAGAUAUUGUACCUCUGCCUACUAUCAAAUCACUUUGGGCAUUAUACAACUGUGGCUGGAGCUGGACAGGUGAAUGACUGAAGAUGGAAAAUGUACUAUAAAGGUUUUCCAGAAAAAAAAUACAGAUCCCUAUAAAACUCUGAGUGAAGAUGGCAUUCUUUAAAAACAACUUCUGGGGGGAGAAGAAUGCAGGCUUUUGACGUGUUGUACCACAACAUGAAGCAUGGCCAGAUUGCUACCAAGGAGCUGGCAGAGUUUGUCCGUGAGAGGGCUGCCAUCGAGGAGACCUACUCCAAGUCCAUGAGCAAACUGGCCAAAAUGGCAUGCAAUGGAAGCCCACUAGGGACGUUUGCUCCUAUGUGGGACUUGUUCCGGGUGUCAUCAGACAAGCUGGCUCUCUGCCACCUGGAGCUGAUGCGUAAGAUGAAUGACCUCAUCCGGGACAUCAACAAGUAUGGUGACGAGCAGGUCAAAGUUCACCGCAAGACCAAGGAGGAGCAGGUGGGGACCCUGGAGGCUGUUCAGGCCGUCCAGGUGCAGAGUGGUCACCUCCAGAAGUCCAGGGAGGGAUACCACGCCAAGUGUAUUGAGCUGGACAGACUGAGGAAAGAGGGAGCUCCCCAGAAAGAACUGGAGAAGGCGGAGAUGAAGUCUAAGAAAUCUGCAGAGUCGUUUGCUGUGUGUAUAGAGAAGUAUAACCGCGUUGGAGGAGACUUCGAGCAGAAGAUGAGCGAAUCAGCCCAGAAGUUCCAGGACAUUGAGGAGGCCCACCUGAGGCAGAUGAAACAGCUGAUCAAGGGAUACUCCCACUCCAUAGAGGACACCCACGUCCAGGUGGGACAGGUCCAUGAGGAGUUCAAACAGAACGUGGAGAACAUCGGCAUAGAUAACCUCAUCCAGAGGUUUGCAGAGCAGAAGGGCACAGGGAAGGACAAACCAGCCCUGGUGGGGUUUGAGGAGUACAUGACAGCUUUAGUACCGGAGGGGAGUAAGAAGAGUCGAGGAAAAGCCUUCAGGAUUCCUGGACUGGGCAAGAGGGACAAAGAGCCAGACUCAACGGAUUCAGCUGUGACGGAGACACCAAACUCUCCCCUAGAGGUGGAUGAGGAGGGGUUUGUAAUCCGAGCAGACGUCAAUCAGAAUGGCUGCUCGAUGGAGGACAACUUCUACUCCAGCGACUCUGACUUUGACGACGAGGAGCCCAAGAAGUUCCACAUCCAGAUCCGUCCGGUGGGCAGCAGCAACUCUGCUGCUACAGAGAUGGAGCUGAAGGCCACCGUGGGGGCACUCACACUGCCCCCCAACAGAGGGGUGUCAAUCAAACGUCAUCUCUCCAGAAACAGCAGUACUACAGGACGUUCAGAGGGGGAGGGAGAGGGCGCCACCCACAGGGAGGGAGAGCAGGACGGCCUAUGCAGAUCCACCUCCAGUCCAGAUCCCAGUAGGUUGAGUUCUACUGCGUCAGGCUCGGACAGUCUCUUUGGACCUCCUCUGGAGUCGGCCUUCAAGUCAAAAAGCUUUGCUGGCAGAGAUCAGCUACAGAGAGCAGAGAGUGUCUUUGGUGCUUCUGAAUAUGCUGCCUUCUCCUCUGACUCCUCCUCUCCAGAGAACAUAGAGGACUCAGGGCUGGACUCACCUUCCCAUCAGCCCCUGGGCCCCUCCCCUGAGCCGGCUGGUUGGGCAGCGUGGCCGUCAGCGAGUCAGAGUAAAGAACCAGCAGGACUGGGCAGGCCAGAAGACCCCUUCCUCACUGUCUUUAGAGACCCCUCCCCAGAACGCAGCCCCCACCCCCAGGACAACCCUGUCAGUAUCUGGGCAGCUGCUCCACGAUCCUCCCGCCCCCCUCCAGACAUGGACCCCUCAGCCCUCUGCUUCCCGGCCUUCUCCCAGUCUCUGGCCCCUCCAGAGCUGGACCCGGCCCUGUGGAGCUGUAAACACAUCCCUCCUGAAGACCCCUUCCUGGCUGCCUUCGAGAGGACCGUCACCCAGGAGACCCUGCCCCCCCCUGACGCCUGGGCCCCCCCACGCCCGCGCCCCUCCAGAGAUGGAAGGGGGAUAGAGGUACAGGGCGACCCCUUCUCCAGCUCCCUCAGUGACAGUAAAACCCUCCCCACCCCCUCCUCCUGCUCUCGCAAGGACAGGGACAGGAAACGGGACCGUAGUGCCCCGCCCCCAGAAUCACCUGACGACCCAUUCGCCAUCACUAUGAUUGGCAGCCCCACCCACCAGUCAGCCCUAGCUGCCGCGACAGGAAUCCUGACCCACAUCGUCAGCAGUAGUAGGCUGACCCUCAACUCCAACUCCCUCCCCUUAUCCCAUCCUAAGAAGGAGCUGGUGCACUGGAACUCUGUCCACAACCCCUUCAGUGAGGGGACCUCGGCUGGGUCUCUGGCCCUGGGUGGAGUGGUCCGGGAGGGAGGGAGGAAGCACCGUGAGUCGCGCAGCGAAAGCGAGCCACGCAGGAGCGGCCUGCCUCUCACACGGCAUUCUGGGCCACAGGAGGACCUGUGUUUUUCUACUGAUAAAGACCAGAACUGCCUGGACCUGAACACAUCACAGCCGCCCUGCAACAUGGCCUCACACAAGAGUUGUAAUAUUGGUAAUGUUCCUCUAGGUUCGAAGCAUAGCUUCAGGCAGGACAGUGCAGAGCUGCUGGUGGCAGCCCCUCCCAGACCAGCCAGAGCCAAGAGGUCCUCAGGCAGACUGAGUGGCUGUGAGAGAUCCAGGUCAGUGUGCUCGUCUCCUCAGCCAGACCCCAGCCCAGACCUCACCUCGUCCUCCUCCUCCAGCCCCAGUGAGUGGGGGGCACAGACACGCGCCCCGAGCCCUGCUAGAGGUGGGCAGCCCUCACCCCUCUCCCAUCUGCACCAAGACCAUGCGCCCCUACACAUGCAUCUGUCUCGCGGACCGAGCCCAAUCUCCAUGAGCACCCAAGAAUUAUGGCCUGUGGCUGCAGCCAUCACAGAAUACAUCAAUGCUUACUUCAAAGGUGGACAACACAACCGCUGUCUGGUGAAGAUCACAGGAGAUCUCACCAUGUCUUUUCCUGCUGGAAUCACUCGUAUCUUCACUGCUAACCCAAACGCCCCGGUCCUCAGCUUUCGAUUGGUCAACAUCUCCCGGGUUAACCACUUUCUGCCCAAUCAGAAGCUGCUUUACAGUGACCCCUCUCAGAGUGACCCAGACACCAGGGACUUCUGGUUCAACAUGCAGGCACUGAACCUUUACCUGCAGAGAGAGGCUGAGCUCAACCCCCUGGCCUCCUACUAUAACGUGGCCCUACUCAAGUACCAGGUGUCGUCCCAAGACCCUGGUCGUGCUCCCCUCCUGCUGUCAGCAGAGUGCCAGCGUAGUGGCACGGUGACCCGUGUAGCGCUGGACUACCACUGCUGCCCGGCCACCGCCCCCUCCACCCAGCUCACUGCUGUGCAGGUGCUGCUGCCCCUCGACCACACCGCCACAGACCUGCAAUGCCAGCCCCCAGCCGCCUGGCUCUGGCACGCUGUGUGCCAGCUGGCAGUGCCUGGAGGUUCCUCGUGGACCUCCCCCCAGCCUGGCAGUACAGUUUGUGGGCUCCGGGGCCUCUCUGUCGGGCAUGGAUGUGGAGCUGGUGGGCAGUCGCUACCGUAUGUCCCUGGUCAAGAAGAGAUUUGCCACAGGGAAGUACAUGGCAGGCUGCUCCUUGUGAGGAGCAGUAGGAGUGCCCAGGCCAUCGAUAGGAGUUCCUGGAGUACACAUUGCACUUUUAGCCCUCUGGGCCAUACUGACCUCCUUCCCCAGGAGGUAGAGGACAGACAGACUGGGAUGGGUUUGACAUUGGGACCAGACACCGUGCUCACUCAUUCUCCUGGCUUUGGAGGAGAAUGUGCACUUAACAUGUGUAUGCUGACCUUGCUGCUAAAAAGGAUCAAGCUCGUUUUCGGAACUAGUCUUUUCUUUUUCAGCUCUGCGUUGUACACGCAAUCCUUGCCCUUUCCCAGGGGAGUGUACCCUUCUCUUUUUCUUGUAUUGAAUCUUGUUUGUUGUGUUUGCAUUGUGUUCUGUGUGCCUUUUUAUAUCAGGAGUUUGAAAACUGGAUGUAAGAAGUUGGUUUUAUUGAAGAGAAAGAAUUGUGUGUAUGAAUAUAAACAUACUACGUACAUAAUGUCUUGAACAGAAUUUCCAUGGAAACUUGAAUUUAAUGUAAAUAUAUAAGGAAUAUUUCUGCACAUAUAGACUGAAUCAUUGUGAGUGGUUACAGUAUUAACACUUCAUUGGCCAGGAAGACUCAUUUGAAAAAGCUGUUUUUCCAAAAUAUACACAUUUCAUUUGACUUUCUAAUUAAUAAAUGAACGUGGCCAAAAACAGAUGGUUUCCACCAAUUUAUUACACACUAUGCAGUUUGUUACAGACUGUAUGCCCUUAAGCUAGGUAAAGUGUAGUCAAGAAUGUUUAAAAAUACAUAAAAAUAAGGGUUCAAUAUACUUGUAAGAAGAACCAGAUUUAGUUCAAUAAAAAAUAAUCCUCAGCCAAAAGUCUAAACAGCAUUACAAAAAACAUUAAAGUUCACAUAGAAAUUACUUUCCAAAGCACUUAAAAGGCAAAGUACUGACAGGCACGAGUUACAAAGAGCUCAGGAUUCUCAAGCUACUACAAACUCUGAGGGGGGAAAGUAAAAUUAAACCAAAAGUGUUUAGAAAAAAAAGUUCAUGUCAAUCAGUAAUUAAAUCAGUUAUAUUUAUUCAUAAAUAGAAAUGGAGAUUCUCUCAAUAUGGACACGUGACUGACGUUUCAUAGGUUAAUUGGGCACUUACACCCCAAAUAUCAACAUUGUUACAGUUAAAUAUUGUUGUUGACCAUAAGACAUAGAAAAUGAUCAAAACAAGACAAAACGUCUGCGUCACACACACACAUCAGUCCCAGCCACUAAAUAAUCAAAGCAAGGAGGACAUCCCCUUUUAAAAGCACAAACAGUACAGUAUGGGAAGAUAGAAAUGAUUGGGGAAAGACCAA